Molecule: messenger RNA, 3497 nt
Organism: Triticum dicoccoides
Lineage: Eukaryota; Viridiplantae; Streptophyta; Magnoliopsida; Poales; Poaceae
Product: disease resistance protein RGA5-like
Exons: 4
Coding region: 184-2877 (897 amino acids)
Biological process (GO): defense response to other organism
Molecular function (GO): ADP binding
Source: RefSeq, a predicted model, not a curated record
CUUCCUUCUCACCUCACCCCUUCUCAACUAGCGUCUUUAUCCACCGUCUCACCCCCUGCUGCUCCACCUGCGCCUGAGACGGUAGGCUGCUGUUCUUCUAUCUACCCACUGAAACCUGCUAGCCUGCUCAGGUUCAUCACAAGGACAUAUAGCUAGCCAAGAUAGAUACUUGUCCAGCCAGAGAUGGCUGGAAUAAUGGUGAGCGCUUCUACUGGGGUGAUGAACUCUCUCCUGGGUAAGCUGGCCACCCUGAUGGGGGAGGAGUUCGCCAAGCUAAAGAACUUGAGGAAGGAGGUUAAGUACAUCACCGACGAGCUGAGCAGCAUGAAGGAUGCUGUAGAGACCCUUGCGGAUGUUGAUGAGCUGGAUAAACAGACCGCAAGGUGGAGGGAUGCAGUCAGGGAGAUGUCAUAUGACAUCGAGGAUAUUAUUGAUGACUUCAUGUGCAAAAUUGGGGAGAAAAGCAAAAAAUCUGGGUUUGUCCAUGACACCAUUCAACGCCUUAGAACUUCAAGGGCCCACCAUAAGAUUGCUGGUCAGAUUGAGGACAUCAAGAAACUUGUGCAUGAAACAAGUGCACGCCGUGAAAGAUACAAGCUUGAUGUCUCCACAUCAUGCAAUGUGGCUGUUGACCAACGGGUUGUCGCACUCUAUGAGAAUGCAGCUAAACUUGUUGGUAUGGAGGGCCCAACAAAUGAGGUUGUCAGUUGGCUAAAAGAUGAGGAGAAGCAGUUAAAGGUUGUAUCAAUUGUUGGUUUUGGAGGUUUGGGCAAAACAACACUCGCCAAUAAGGUCUAUCAUACACUGAAGGGGGAGUUUCAUUGUGGUGCAUUUGUGCCAGUUUCUCAAAAGCCAAAUAUUCCUAAACUUCUGCAUAGUUUAUUAAUCCAACUUGGGUGUGGACAAUCUUUUCAAGAUUGCGAGUUAAAUGUUCUUCUCGACCAACUCAGAGAAAAACUAACAAACAAGAGGUACUUCAUUAUCAUCGAUGAUCUAUGGGAUGUAUCAGCAUGGAAUGUUAUUAGAUGUGCUUUCCUGGAAAAUAAUCUUGGUAGUAGACUCAUAGUAACUACAAGAAUCAAGAAUGUGGCUGAGGCAUGUUGUUUGGGUCACCACGACCAGAUUUUGGAAAUGAAACCUCUGAGUGAAGAAGACUCAAGGAAAUUGUUUUUUGAUAGAAUAUUUUGCUCUGAAGAAGCUUGUCCAGGUCAACUCAGGGAUGUUUCACUUGAGAUUCUCAAGAAAUGUGGUGGUUUGCCACUUGCAAUCAUCAGCAUAUCGAGCCUAUUAGCAAGUGAAAGUUCCGACCAGAAGGAGAGGUGGAAACAUGUACUGAAUUCUUUGGGGUCAGUGUCAGGCACAAACCUCACCUUGGAAGCAAUGAGACAGAUCUUGAACCUUAGCUACCAGAAUCUUUCUCACCACCUCAAGACAUGCUUCUUGUAUCUAGCUAUGUUUCCAGAGGACUCUGAAAUAUAUUCGUAUGAGUUGGUAAGACUAUGGAUAUCCGAAGGUUUUAUUAGUAAAUCAUAUGGACAAAGCCUAGAACAGACUGGGAUAAGUUAUUUCAAUGAGCUUGUCAACAUGAGUCUUAUUCAACCUAGACAGAUUGGCAGGGAUGGGUCAGUGUUAAGUUGCAAAGUACAUGAUAUGUUGUUGGAUCUUAUCUUGUACAAGUCUGCUCAAGAGAAUUUUAUCACUGUAGUAGACAACACAGAGGCCAUUAGAGCACAGCUUCGAAAGCCUCGUCGGAUUCUCUUCAACUUGGACAACGCAACAUUGCCAGCGGAUGUUAGUAUGUCACAAUUGCGAUCAUUUGUAAAUUGGAGAGGCUCCAUGAAUAUACCUCCUCUGGCAGAGUUCAAGUAUCUUCGAGUUUUUGUUGCUGACUUCAGUUCUAGUUUUGCUUAUGACAACCAGAAAAUUGACCUGGCAGGAUUGUGUAAGUUAUAUCAGCUGCGGCAUAUAUGGAUUCGUGGCUCUGGUAGGUGCCAGCUAGCAAUGCAGAUUAGAGGACUACAAAUGUUGGAAACAUUUGAUAUAGAUGGGUCUUGUAUACCAAUGGAUAUUUUUCUCCUGCCGCACCUGUUGAAUCUACAUGCUCCAUUCGUUUUCAGGCUCCCGGAGGGCAUUGGCAAAAUGAAAUCCCUAGAAAGUCUGAAUUAUUUUGACAUGCUGCACAGUUCACUCGACAGUAUCAAGGGUCUAGGAGAGCUCACUAAUCUGGUCACCCUAUCUCUCCGAACCCGUUUCUCUGAAGAAGUGUACAUGGAUGUUCUAAACUCUUCUUUGGGAAAACUCUGUAAUCUCAAGUCUCUGCUCAUAUGUGGUGAUUCUUGGAUAGCCGAGGCACUAACCUUGUCGCCUCCUCCCCCCAACCUUGUGACACUCUACAUGAUAAAAAGGACCCACGCCCCUAACUGGAUUGGGGAACUCCAUAACCUCCAGACCUUGUAUCUCACUGUUGAGAAGCUGGACAAGGAUGGUGUUGGUAUUCUUGCGGAGUUACCAGCCCUCAUCGACCUACAAUUAAAGUUUGAUAGAGCACUGGAAGAAACAAUUUCCAUCGAUGGGGCAGCAUUCCCGGUCCUAAAGCGGUUUGAGAUCAGCUGCGCGGACAUGCCACGCCUGACCUUCCAAGCUGGGGCAAUGCCUAAGCUCCAGACCUUCUCUCUGUCGUCGGACGCCAAAGGAUGGAAGCAGGACGAGAAUGCCGCACUUACAGGUAUCGAGCACUUGUUAGCACUUGAAAGAAUCUAUGUAGGAAUCAGGAGUGGUACUGAAUCUGAAGGGAGAAGCGCAGACUCAGCCAUUAGGAGCGCUAUCAACAUGCAUCCUAGCCAUGCUUGCAUUACAAUUGAUAUUAAUUGUUACUGAUUUAUGAUAAUCCUCAGUAUCAGCCACGACCAGCAGCUGGAAAGGAAGUUAAGUUAUUUCUUUGGAGCAACAAGGUGUGAUAUGCAAAGAAAUAUUGAGAUGUCUCCGAAAUUUAUGCCAAACUGCAGCGGAUGGAAUAUUGAGAUGAUGCAUGUUCACGCUUUGCUUGGAUUUCUCCUGGAAUAAGGCUUGAUGGAGGGCAGCAGGUUGCACUUGUUACUCGCUCCUUCCCUGACCAGCAAGCCAGAGAUUAUAUGUUGAAUAUACAUGUGCGAAGUUUGUUAUUGAAAACGGCACGAGUACACGUUUCUGGGAGGAUACUUGGCUCGGCGAGACACCCUUGGCCAUCCAAUACCCGUCUUUGUACCGCAUUGUUCAACGACGUGAGGUGUUAGUCGCAUCGGUCUUUCAAUCUACCCCCCUUAAUAUUCAGUUCCGACGAACGCUAGCGGGCAAUCGUUGGGAAGAAUGGCUCCGUCUAGUUAGGAGACUGAUGGAAGUCCAGCUUUCACAACAACCCGAUGAAUUACGCUGGAAAUUGACUAAGUCUGAAGCAUCCAUGGUUAAAUCAAUGUAUAUUGAUGUUAUUAAUUCAAACUCCAUUCCUACGUCCAAGCAUG